AUGCAGCCGGGCCAUGAAGGCGAGGGACGCUUCGAGUUUUGUCUUGUCUUGGGCCGCACGCGCUGGGUGUCUUGGAAGGCCGACAGCCAGAUCGCAGCCCCGUGCCUGGCGAAUGUUUGGAACGGGGCCGAGGCGUGUGCGAAUGCACAUCGGCCAUGGCGGAUGCAGACGGGGACAGCCCGAUGGCAGAGAGCUGCUCCUGUGGCCCAGCAAAAGGAAGAUGUCAUCCGCGAGGACAUGCACGAGCUGCAAGCUUGGUUCCCGCCGGCUUGGACAACCCAGUGCAACCGCUGCUAUCUCUCGCUCUCGCUCUCACUCUCUCCGUAUCUCUUGUGGAUGGCCGCCUGGGCAAAAGACCGAGUCAGGCCGACGAGCCCGGUGGGACACCCGGCCGCUGGUGCCCGGCACCAGAUCGGGUGCAAGAAACGUGCGAGGGGCUCGCCGCGGGCCUGGCCACAAUCUGUGGCAGAUCCUGAGCAUCGUGGCGACCUCAAGCCGGGCAAAAAAACGAGGUCAGACUCAGCGAGCGGCGAGCGGCCAAGCGGUCCAUCCGCGGGACCUCGUUGUUGGAGCCGAGCCGCAGAUCGCGAGGUCUCGCGGAUGAGCCGCAGGACGAUUCGCAGACCAGUCGCCGUCGCAGGGGGGCCGACCAGCGUGCCAGGCGGGCAUGUGGGGGCCAGAGAACGGGCGCUGGUUGGCCAGCAGCUGGGGUUGCACGGCUGGUUCUGGAUCGCGCCUGGGCCCGAGGGAACGCGGCGCGUGCAAGCAGAGUGGGCCGAGUCGAUGCUCCGAUGGACGCACGUGCGGGCCGAUGCCGCAACGGCGCUGUACAGCACGGCGACACAGCGGACGCGACGGUGGUGUCGCUGCACACGCAGCAUGCUGUGA
This is a messenger RNA of Polychytrium aggregatum, 888 nucleotides long. RefSeq lists its product as uncharacterized. The coding region runs from base 1 to 888 and encodes 295 amino acids. Lineage: Eukaryota; Fungi; Chytridiomycota; Chytridiomycetes; Polychytriales. The record is from RefSeq and is a predicted model, not a curated record. The transcript has 4 exons.